AGUGGUGGCCAAACAAAAACAUGGCAUCAAUCCAUGAAAUCCUUGACAGUUAAACUGAGUCAGGUAGGGAGAUGCAGACUUCCGGGUUGGGGCCCUCGGGACUGACUCUAGAAAUCAAUGGCUGGAGACAAUAGGUGACAUGGCUCAAAAUCGUUGUCAAUGGCCAGCUCAGAUGUAUUCAGUCUCUGUAAUCUUUCAUAUUUCUUUCUACCAUUACCCAUUCUGUUUCGCUCUUAUACCUGUCAAACUCUUUUGAUUCUCUUCACUCAUCUUCUUGUCUACCUUUGUGUGCUAUUUGGAACGUGGCAACUCGAACUGCUGCACUUCGGUGCAAGUUCUAUGUUGAAUCCAGACAGACAGACAGGCGAAAAGCACAGCCGAAGACAGAAGCAAGUAUAGACGUCCAGUUGAAGCCCUAUGUUCCACUAGGAUUCCAAGGGAACAAUAAUAAUAAUACUGUGUUACUAAUUUAUUUUGGCGGAUUUUCAAAUUCAUACAAUCAAUCAGAUAUUGAUUAUCUAUUCAUGGUUUGAAUUUCCAUGAAUGUGUAAACGAAAUAUAUACUCUAUAUAGUGAGG
Messenger RNA from Trichobilharzia regenti, 578 nucleotides. The record is from the annotation of a GenBank genome assembly. NCBI's taxonomy places the organism in Eukaryota, Metazoa, Platyhelminthes, Trematoda, Strigeidida, Schistosomatidae.